UUUUAUUAAUAAAAAUAAUUUAAUAAAAUUUAUUUGUAAAAUGUGUUGGUAAUCACCACAACGUGUUGAUUCAGUUUAAUAAUUAAAAUGGCAGACGAUGGCGAGUAUAGUUUUUCCUUAACUACUUUUAGUCCAUCUGGCAAACUUGUUCAAAUCGAAUACGCCUUAAAUGGUGUCGCCAAAGGCGCUCCAACUCUUGGAAUUAAGGCGACGAAUGGUGUUGUCAUAGCCGCUGAGAAGAAACAGCCUUCCACCUUAAUUGAAAGCGAUUCACUUAAUAAAAUUGACUUUUUCGCAGAUCAUAUCGGCGCAGUAGCCGCUGGCAUGCCAGCAGACUUCAGAGUUGUCCUCAAAAAAGGGAGAAAAGAGGUAGAUAACACAGCUAUGAAGUAUAAGGCUAUGUAUGGCGAUGAUAUCCCAGGCGCACAACUAGUGAAGGACGUAGCAUCAAUUAUGCAAGAGUUUACACAUUCAGGCGGUGUUCGGCCCUUUGGAAUCUCACUCCUACUUGCAUCGUAUGAUGACGAUGGGCCACAAUUGUAUCAAAUAGAUCCUUCGGGUGCUUUUUUCGGUUGGAAGGCCACUGCUAUAGGGAACAGAAUGCAAAAUAAUAACACAUUUCUGGAGAAAAGAUAUCACCCGGAUUUAGAACUUGAGGAUGCAAUUCACAUUGCGAUUUUAACUCUGAAGGAAGGUUUUGAAGGAGAGCUAACCUCUGAAAAUAUCGAAAUUGGAGUAGUGGGACCUGAUAAAAAGUUUAAAAUCCUACCACCAGAAAUGAUCGAAGAUUAUUUAAACGAAGUUCAAUAAUUUUUUAUUCAAUUA
Messenger RNA from Theileria parva strain Muguga, 825 nucleotides. It is a transcript of the gene PAB2, whose product is annotated as Proteasome subunit alpha type-2-B. Bases 88 to 810 code for a protein of 240 amino acids. Gene Ontology annotation, biological process: ubiquitin-dependent protein catabolic process. Gene Ontology annotation, cellular component: proteasome core complex; proteasome core complex, alpha-subunit complex. The transcript has 4 exons. The record is from RefSeq and is a predicted model, not a curated record. NCBI's taxonomy places the organism in Eukaryota, Apicomplexa, Aconoidasida, Piroplasmida, Theileriidae.